AUGGCCUCCGCCAACGGUUCCAACGGGCAAGUCAGCUCGAAGCACGACAUUCCCUCACAUUUCAUCGGUGGCAACCACCUCGACGCCGCGCCGCCGAGCAGCGUCAAGGACUUUGUGGCCAAGCACGAUGGUCACUCUGUCAUCAGCUCCGUUCUCAUUGCCAACAACGGUAUUGCCGCCGUAAAAGAAAUCCGUUCCGUACGAAAAUGGGCCUACGAAACAUUCGGCAACGAGCGUGCCAUCCAAUUCACAGUCAUGGCCACUCCCGAGGAUUUGCACGCCAACGCGGACUACAUUCGAAUGGCGGAUCAGUAUGUCGAGGUGCCCGGUGGUACGAAUAACAACAACUACGCCAACGUUGAGUUGAUUGUGGAUGUUGCGGAGCGAAUGGAUGUCCACGCCGUGUGGGCUGGAUGGGGUCACGCUUCGGAAAACCCUCGACUUCCCGAAUCCUUGGCUGCCUCGCCCAAGAAGAUCAUCUUCAUCGGUCCCCCCUCGUCUGCCAUGCGCUCGCUUGGUGACAAGAUCUCCUCGACAAUCGUUGCCCAGCACGCCGGCGUCCCCUGUAUUCCCUGGUCCGGAACGGGCGUCGACGACGUGGAGGUCGAUAAGCACGGUAUCGUCACCGUGAAGGACGAGAUCUACAACAAGGGUUGCACCUUCUCGCCCGAGGAGGGUCUGGUCAAGGCCAAGGAGAUUGGCUUCCCCGUCAUGAUCAAGGCCUCCGAAGGUGGUGGUGGUAAGGGUAUCCGUAAGGUCGACAAGGAAGAGGAGUUCAUCAGCCUGUACAAUGCCGCCGCCAACGAAAUCCCCGGUUCGCCCAUCUUCAUCAUGAAGCUCGCCGGUAACGCCCGUCACUUGGAAGUCCAGCUGCUGGCCGAUCAGUACGGCAACAACAUCUCCCUGUUCGGCAGAGAUUGCUCGGUCCAACGACGACACCAGAAGAUCAUCGAGGAGGCUCCCGUGACGAUCGCUAAGCCCCCCACCUUCCAAGCCAUGGAGAAGGCUGCCGUGAGCCUGGGUCGCCUGGUCGGUUACGUGUCUGCCGGUACCGUCGAGUACCUGUACUCGCACGCCGACGACAAGUUCUACUUCCUGGAACUGAACCCCCGUCUCCAGGUCGAGCAUCCCACCACCGAGAUGGUGUCGGGCGUCAACCUGCCCGCUGCCCAGCUCCAGAUUGCCAUGGGUAUCCCCCUGCACCGCAUCCGUGACAUUCGUCUCCUCUACGGCGUUGACCCCAACACUUCCUCCGACAUUGACUUCGACUUCUCCGACGAGGAGAGCUUCAAGGUCCAGCGUCGUCCCCAGCCCAAGGGUCACACGACCGCUUGCCGUAUCACCUCCGAAGAUCCCGGCGAGGGAUUCAAGCCCUCCAGCGGUACCAUGCACGAGCUGAACUUCCGUAGUUCGUCCAACGUCUGGGGUUACUUCUCCGUCGGUACGUCCGGAGGUAUCCACAACUUCUCGGACAGUCAAUUCGGUCACAUCUUCGCCUAUGGUGAGAACCGGUCCGCUUCCCGGAAGCACAUGGUUAUCGCUCUGAAGGAAUUGAGCAUCCGUGGUGAUUUCCGUACCACUAUCGAGUACUUGAUCAAGCUGCUGGAGACGCCCGCCUUCGAGGACAACACCAUCACGACCGGCUGGCUCGAUCAGCUGAUCUCCAACAAGCUGACCGCUGAGCGCCCCAACACCGUGGUUGCUGUUCUUUGCGGAGCUGUUACCAAGGCUCAUCAGGCCAGCGAGGCCGGUAUGGAGGAAUAUCGCAAGGGUCUCGAGAAGGGUCAGGUUCCUUCCAAGGACGUUCUGAAGACCGUCUUCCCCGUGGAUUUCAUCUACGAGGGCCAGCGAUACAAGUUCACCGCCACGCGGGCCUCUUUGGAUAGCUACCACCUGUUCAUCAACGGUUCCAAGUGCUCCGUGGGUGUCCGUGCCCUGGCUGACGGUGGUCUGCUCGUUCUCCUGAACGGCCGCAGUCACAACGUCUACUGGAAGGAGGAGGCGGCCGCCAUCCGUAUCAGUGUGGAUGGUAAGACGUGCUUGCUGGAGCAGGAGAACGACCCGACGCAGCUUCGCUCGCCCUCGCCCGGAAAGCUCGUCAAGUUCACGGUGGAAACUGGCGACCACGUUCGCGCCGGUCAGGCCUACGCCGAGGUCGAGGUCAUGAAGAUGUACAUGCCUCUGAUCGCGCAGGAAGAUGGUAUCGUCCAGUUGAUCAAGCAGCCUGGUGCUACGCUGGAGGCUGGUGAUAUCCUCGGUAUCCUGGCUCUGGAUGACCCGUCUCGUGUCAAGCACGCCCAGCCCUUCACUGGCCAGCUUCCCGACAUGGGUCCUCCCCAGGUUGUCGGUAACAAGCCCCCGCAGCGGUUCUUCCUUCUGCACAGCAUUCUCGAGAACAUCCUGCGCGGAUUUGACAACCAGGUCAUCAUGGGCUCCACGCUUAAGGAGCUCGUGGAGGUGCUUCGCAACCCGGAGCUGCCCUACGGCGAGUGGAACGCCCAGUCGUCUGCCUUGCACUCUCGCAUGCCCCAGAGACUGGACGCCCAGCUUCAGAACGUUGUCGACCGCGCCCGGUCUCGCAAGGCCGAGUUCCCCGCCAAGCAGUUGCAGAAGACUAUCUCGCGAUUCAUCGAGGAGAACGUCAACCCUGCCGACGGUGAAAUCCUGAAGACCACCCUGCUGCCCCUGCUGCAGGUGAUCAACAAGUACAUGGACGGCCUGAAGACCCACGAAUUUAACGUCUUCAUCGGUCUGCUGGAGCAGUACUACGAGGUGGAGAAACUGUUCGGUGCCCGCAACGCCCGUGACGAGGACGCUAUCCUCAAGUUGCGUGACGAGAACAAGGACGACAUCACCAGCGUCGUCCAGAAGGUUCUCUCUCACAGCCGUAUCGGUUCCAAGAACAACCUCAUCCUCGCCAUCUUGGCCAUGUACCGUCCGAACCAGCCCGGCGUCGGCAACGUCGGCAAGCACUUCAAGCCGGUCCUCAGUAAGCUGACGGAGCUCGAGUCCCGCUCCGCUGCCAAGGUCACCCUGAAGGCCCGUGAAGUGCUCAUCCAGUGCGCCCUUCCUUCUCUGGAGGAGCGUCUGUCCCAGAUGGAACUCAUCCUGCGCUCUUCCGUCGUCGAGUCCCAGUACGGCGAGACUGGUUGGGAUCACCGUGAGCCCGACUUCUCGGUCCUGAAGGAGGUCGUUGACUCCAAGUACACCGUCUUCGAUGUGCUGCCGCGCUUCUUCGUGCACCAGGACGCCUGGGUGACUCUGGCCGCCCUCGAAGUCUACGUUCGCCGUGCGUACCGCGCAUACACCCUGAAGAGCAUCCAGUACAGCGCUGCCGGCGAGCAGCCCUUGCUCUCGUGGGACUUCACUCUCGACAAGCUCGGCCAGCCCGAAUUCGGUCCCGUUUCGUCGACGCAGCCCUCGGCCCCCAGCACCCCGACCACCGAGGCCCACAACCCCCUGACGAGAAUCAACUCCAUCAGUGACAUGUCGUAUCUGGUCAACCCCGGCAGCGGUGAUAUCCGGAAGGGUGUCAUCUUGCCCAUCCAGUACCUGGAGGAUGCCGAGGAGUUCCUUCCCCGGGCUCUCGAGAUGUUCCCCCGCACUGGAAAGGCCAAGAAGCCCGCCGACGGCCUCAUCGCAGACCUGGCGAGCAGCCGUCGCCCGACGGUCCGCACCGAGGGUGACAGCGAGCUGACCGGUGUCCUCAACAUCGCCAUCCGUGACGUUGAGGAUAUGGACGACAACCAGAUCGUUGCCCAGAUCAACGGUCUUCUCGCCGAUGUCAAGGAGGAGCUGCUCGCCCGCCGCGUUCGUCGCGUGACGUUCAUCUGUGGUAAGAACGGUAUCUACCCCGGCUACUACACCUUCCGUGGACCCCUCUACCAGGAGGAUGAGAGCAUUCGUCACAGCGAGCCCGCUCUGGCCUUCCAGUUGGAGCUGAGUCGCCUGUCGAAGUUCCGCAUCAAGCCCGUCUUCACGGAGAACCGGAACAUCCACGUUUACGAGGCCAUCGGCAAGGGCCCCGAGAACGACAAGGCCGUGGACAAGCGCUACUUUGUCCGUGCUGUCGUGCGUCCGGGUCGCCUGCGUGACGAUAUUCCCACGGCUGAGUACCUGAUCUCGGAGGCCGACCGGUUGAUGAACGACAUUCUCGAUGCCCUGGAGAUCAUUGGUAACAACAACUCUGAUCUGAACCACAUCUUCAUCAACUUCUCUCCCGUGUUCAACCUGCAGCCCAAGGAUGUGGAGGAGGCCCUGGCCGGAUUCUUGGACCGCUUCGGCCGUCGUCUGUGGCGCCUGCGUGUGACUGGUGCCGAGAUCCGCAUUCUGUGCACCGACCCUGCCACCGGACUGCCCUACCCUCUCCGGGUGAUCAUCACCAACACCUACGGUUUCAUCAUCCAGGUGGAGCUGUACAUUGAGAAGAAGUCUGAGAAGGGCGAAUACAUCUUCCAGAGCAUCGGCGGCACCAACAAGCUCGGCUCCAUGCACCUGCGCCCCGUGGCCACCCCGUACCCCACCAAGGAAUGGCUCCAGCCCAAGCGUUACAAGGCCCACCUCAUGGGUACCCAGUACGUGUACGACUUCCCCGAGCUCUUCCGCCAGGCCUUCCAGAACAGCUGGACGAGCGCCGUCGCCAAGGUUCCCUCGCUGGCCGAGCGCCGUCCUCCCGUGGGCGAGUGCAUUGACUACACCGAACUUGUCCUCGACGACACCGACAACUUGGUGGAGAUCCAGAGAGGCCCCGGUACCAACACCCACGGUAUGGUGGGAUGGCUCGUGACUGCUCGCACGCCUGAGUACCCCCGUGGCCGUCGCUUCAUCAUCGUGGCCAACGAUAUCACCUUCCAGAUCGGUUCCUUCGGUCCCCUGGAGGACCGAUUCUUCAACAAGUGUACCGAAUUGGCCCGCAAGCUUGGUAUCCCUCGCAUCUACCUCUCUGCCAACUCCGGUGCCCGUAUCGGUAUGGCCGAUGAGCUGAUCCCCUACUUCUCGGUUGCUUGGAACAACCCCGAGAAGCCCGAGGCCGGAUUCAAGUACCUGUACUUGACCCCCGAGGUCAAGCAGCAGUUUGACGCCAGUCGCAAGAACGAGGUCAUCACCGAGCAGAUCUUCGACGAGGGUGAGGAGCGCCACAAGAUCACCACCGUCAUCGGUGCCAAGGACGGUCUGGGUGUCGAGUGUCUGAAGGGAUCCGGUCUCAUUGCCGGUGCCACCUCCAAGGCCUACGAAGACAUCUUCACCAUUACUUUGGUCACUUGCCGAUCCGUCGGUAUCGGUGCCUACCUGGUCCGCCUGGGCCAGCGUGCCAUCCAGGUCGAGGGCCAGCCCAUCAUCCUGACUGGUGCCCCUGCCAUCAACAAGCUGCUGGGCCGCGAGGUCUACACCUCCAACCUGCAGCUCGGUGGCACCCAGAUCAUGUACAAGAACGGUGUCUCGCACAUGACCGCCAACGAUGACUUCGAGGGUGUACAGAAGAUUGUCGAGUGGAUGGCCUUCGUCCCCGAGAGCAAGGGUAGCCCCAGCCCUGUCCGUCCCUGGUCCGACACCUGGGACCGUGACGUGGCCUACUUCCCUCCUCCUAAGCAGACCUAUGACCCCAGGUGGCUUAUCAACGGCAAGGAGGACGAGGAGGGCUUCCUGCCCGGUCUGUUCGACGCAAACUCCUUCGAGGAGGCUCUCGGUGGAUGGGCUCGCUCCGUCGUCGUUGGUCGUGCUCGCCUGGGUGGUAUCCCCAUGGGUGUCAUUGCCGUCGAGACUCGCUCUGUCGAGAACGUCACCCCUGCCGAUCCUGCCAACCCUGACUCCAUGGAGAUGAUCAGCACCGAAGCCGGUGGUGUGUGGUACCCCAACUCCGCCUACAAGACCGCCCAGGCUCUCCGUGACUUCAACAACGGUGAGCAGCUGCCCGUGAUGAUCCUUGCCAACUGGAGAGGUUUCUCUGGUGGACAGCGUGACAUGUACAACGAGGUCCUCAAGUACGGAUCGUACAUCGUUGACGCCCUGGUCAAGUACGAGCAGCCCGUCUUCGUCUACAUCCCGCCCUUCGGUGAGCUCCGUGGUGGUUCGUGGGUCGUCAUCGAUCCCACCAUCAACCCCGACCAGAUGGAGAUGUACGCCGACGAGGAUGCCCGUGGUGGUGUCCUCGAGCCCGAGGGUAUCGUCAACAUCAAGUACCGCCGCGACAAGCAGCUGGACACCAUGGCUCGUCUGGACCCCACCUACGGCGAGCUGCGUCGCUCCCUGGAGGAUACGUCCCUCAGCAAGGAGCAGCUCUCCGAGAUCAAGACCCGCAUGGCCGCCCGCGAGGAGCAGCUCCUGCCCGUCUACACACAGAUUGCCCUGCAGUUUGCUGACCUCCACGAUCGCGCCGGCCGUAUGCAGGCUAAGAACACCAUUCGCCGUCCUCUCACCUGGAAGAACGCCCGUCGCUUCUUCUACUGGCGUCUGCGCCGCCGUCUCAGCGAGGAGCACAUUGUCAAGCGCAUGAUCACCGCCGUGCCCUCUCCCGAAUACCGCGAGGGCAGCGGCGCCGUUCCCGCCGGCCCUCCCACUGGCCGCCUGACCGACACCACCGAGACGUCCCGCUCCGCGCACCUCCGUAUGCUGCGCUCGUGGACCGGCCUGCUCGACGACGAGCUGGAGAACGACGACCAGCGCGUUGCCACUUGGUUCGAGGAGAACAAGACCCUCAUCCAGGACAAGGUCGACGCGCUGCAGACCCAGCGCGUGACAUCGGAUGUUGCCCAGCUGUUGAUCAGCGACAAGGAAGGUGGCCUGAAGGGUGUCAAGCAGGUGUUGAGCAUGCUUCCUGUCGAGGAGAAGGAAGCCAUCCUCAAGCUUUUGGGAUCGUCUUAA
Aspergillus affinis is the source of this 6861-nucleotide messenger RNA. Its product is annotated as acetyl-CoA carboxylase ACC1. The transcript has 3 exons. The record is from RefSeq and is a predicted model, not a curated record. Lineage: Eukaryota; Fungi; Ascomycota; Eurotiomycetes; Eurotiales; Aspergillaceae. The coding region runs from base 1 to 6861 and encodes 2286 amino acids. Gene Ontology annotation, biological process: fatty acid biosynthetic process. Gene Ontology annotation, molecular function: metal ion binding; ATP binding; acetyl-CoA carboxylase activity.